AUGGUUUCCCGGUCAUUACACCCACAAGCUAGCGUGUCCACGAUGGUAACGUCCGAGAUAGUGCUCAAUCUCGACAACGAAUAUGAGAGAAUAUAUUGGUGGAUGAAGCCAUAUGUAGAGUGUCAAAUGCCGUACUCACGGGCUGCGCGUAUCAUCUGCACGUCAUCCCGAUUAGCACAAGCGGAAAUUAUAUGCAGUGAUGCGAGUUUUGUCGUUCCCUGCAACUUAGACGGUGUGGAAUCUUUAUUACGAUUCAGCUUCACAAAGGCCCGCAUAAAUAGCCGAUGUUCUGUUUCAUGCGGACCCGUCCUGUCCACAUUCGAAAUAGGCGGAAUCCUAAAAUUUACGCAUUCUGUAGAAGGAAUGAUAAGCUCAUGGAUCGAAGGCCGAAUAAACAGCUUUCAAGACAUCGAGUUCCCCGACGUUUUCCAUACUGCCCACGUUUUCGCUCAGUGGUAUAAGACCCUACUUCUGACAACAGGUGCACUAGCACUGGCAAUCAUAAUUACACACAUCUCCAUAUGGACAUGGGGACCCAAAGUUGUAUUAGAAGUACUACGAGCAAUUGCGGCAACGGUCCGACUGUUUUUUCGUACCUGUUUUCGCGUUCUCCUUGUCUUCUCAAAGAUGGCCGAACGAGAUAGUGACAUCGCGUAUUUUUCCACUCUAUACUCCACCGUCAUACCGCGUUGA
Molecule: messenger RNA, 693 nt
Organism: Cooperia oncophora
Lineage: Eukaryota; Metazoa; Nematoda; Chromadorea; Rhabditida; Trichostrongylidae
Source: the annotation of a GenBank genome assembly